CUGCUAUUUGUACCUCUAUACAGGUUAACUGUUGAAGCAAUGAAUUCCUUGCUUUCAACUAUAGGGCGUUUCUAACAUAUUCACCCCGACUCCCUAUACUCUUGCUUAUAAAAUUCCAUUCUUGAUUUGCUUGCUCUUCCAGCAGAGCAUCAAUUAUCUGUUAAUGGCUUCCUCUUCGACAUCUGGUCGAAGAGAACAGGAACGCGAUCCAUUUUUGGCACUUGAACCUCCCAACAAUAUGAUAAAAUCGUCCUUGUCUUCAAAACAGUAUGAUGUGUUCAUCAACCAUCGAGGCCCAGACAUCAAAACAACUCUGGCUCAGCAGCUCUACGAUUUUCUACAGCAAGCUGGGAUCCGGGCAUAUCUAGAUCUUCAAGAAACCGAACUGGGAGAUUAUUUUCCUUGUGCCAUAAAGAAUGCCAUAUCCUCUGCCGUAGUGCACAUAGCCAUCUUAUCACCGCGAUAUGCAGAGUCUGCUUGGUGCUUAGCUGAGCUAUCUUUAAUGUUUCAAACCAAAGCUAGAAUCAUUCCCCUGUUUUACCAUGUUCAGCCUUCAGAUUUCCGUUACAUAAAAAAUGGAGUUGCAGAUGCAUUUUCCAAACACGAAGAGAAGAGCAGAUAUCCUGACAAUGACAUUCAACGGUGGAAAGAAUGCCUACAAAACGUUUCAUGGCUCAAGGGCUACGAACUGAACGGACAGAACGACCAUAGUAAGCUGUGUAAAGACAUUCUGUCCGCCGUGGUUAAAGACAAGCAAAAGAAAAAAGUUCCUUUCCAAGUUGCAAAAUAUGCUGUGGGACUUGAUGAACUUGUGAAAGAUUUCCACAGCCAUUGCCAGAGAAAUGGGCAAAUGAGAGAUAAAAUAAUUGGCAUCUUUGGAAUGGGAGGUUCUGGCAAGACCACUCUCGCCAAAGAUUUGUUCAAUCGCAAACAUUCAGAAUUUAGUGGAUCAACUAUUCUGUUUGAUGUGCGGGAAAAUGAUAUCAAAGGUACGCUCACUUCUCUGCAAAGUAAGCUUCUCAAUGAUCUGUUUCCUAGAAAUCAUCCUUCAUUUUCUAGUAUACAAGAAGGAAUCCCUGUUAUCAAGGAUAACCUUGAAAAGAGUCCAGAAUCAAAGUUCCUUGUUGUUCUAGACGAUGUUGAUCAUCAGAAGCAGUUAGAUGCCCUAUUACCCAUAGAUGUCCUCAAUUCCAACAGUUCAGUGAUUGUCACAACUCGUGACGAGAGGCUCCUUAUAAAGGCCGGAGUGAUAGUCCGUUAUAAGAUGAAAGAAAUGAAUCCAGAGCAUAGCAGAGAGCUCUUUUGCUGGCACGCGUUUCAUAGACAAUCUUGUAGAAGUGGAUUUGCUGAUUUGGUAAAUGGCUUUGUUGAAGCAUGUGGAGGUUUACCUCUUGCUCUUCAAGUUAUUGGCGGGCAUGUUUUUGGCGGUGACAAGGCUUAUUGGAAGUUACAGUUAGAUUUUGUGAAGGGAAGAAUACCCAAAGACAUAAAAGACACGCUUAAAAUAAGCUGUGAUGCUCUGGAAGAGGAUGAAAAACAGAUAUUUAUGGAUAUAGCAUGCUUUUUUAGAGGAGAAGAUGUGAGCAGGGCCAUAAGUAUAUGGAAGGCUUCAGGGUGGAGAGCCGAACAUGCACUUCAGACCCUCAAAGACAAAUGCCUUGUAGAAGUGCAAACUUGUUUUGAUUGGAUGAAUAUAGAAUGUGAUUAUGAGCCAACAUUUACUUUGAGAAUGCAUGAUCACCUCCGGGACUUGGGGAGAGAAAUGGCAGAUAAUGAAAUGAGCCAUCCUCGUCGACAAUGGCAUCCUGAAGAUCUUAUUGGAAUAGGUGAAAUCAAGGGAUUCCAAGAGAUCCAUACUGGGUCCGAAGGUAAAAGUUUCAGAUGUUCCAGUCAUCUGGACGACCAUGAAAAUAAUAUUCAUAUGGCAUAUUUUCUGGAGAGUUCAAAGACAUCAACUGAUUUACGAUGGCUUAAAUUUGACUACCGUAGUUAUUGUUUAGGGUUUAUUUCUGAAUGGAUUCCUCCACAAAAUUUGCACACAUUAAGUCUUCCUCUACAAAAUUUGCACACUUUAAUUCUGGAAGGAGUAUCACCUGCGAGGCUGUGGCAAAGGGAAGAGCAGGUUCCACUCAAGUUGAAGGAGCUCUCUUGCAGCUUUGAGGUUGUGUAUUCACCAGGCAUUCCAUCUACCAGCUUUGAGGAUCUGUAUCUUUAAGACUUCAAUCAACAUAUGCUUAUGAGCGAUAUAAACGAAAUGGUGAGAUCGUUUCGAAUUUUCAAACAUCUGGAAAGUCUGCAACUAGUGUUUGGAUCCGAAAUCUUCAGAUCGAAUAUUGAAUGGAACUGCUUGCUAAAAUCUGUAAGAGAACUCACCAAUCUGCAGACUUUAAGGUUGAAAUACUUUAAGGUAGAAGGGGAAUUCGCUUUAAGCAACAGGGGAGAGACAACUGAUGAUCGGUUUCGAAUGAGAAGCCUUGAAGCCAUAACUCUGUGUAGUGCAUUGGAAACAAAGGUCUCAAUUAGUGGACACUUCUGUCCCGCCCUUAAAUCUCUCAAGCUUUGUUCUAUGAAAGAUCUAAUUGAAGUGGAUUUAACAGGGCUAAACACACUGGAAUGUCUGGUAAUGUUGAAAUGUGGACAGUUGAGAAAAGUAUUGGCCAAUGAUCUGCCAGAACUUGAAACAUUCCGCAUAAAAUUAUGCCGGAGUAUUAGAGAGUUGCCAAAUUUUGGGCGUGUCAGCUCUCUCAAGAGGAUCUAUAUUAGCCACUGUUGGAACCUGCAGGACAUAUCAGCUAUUGAAGGGUUGAAGGGAUUGAAGAGGAUCUGGAUUGCUUAUUGUCCAGAGCUGAAGAGUAUCAAAGCUAUCGAACAAUUGAAAAGAUUGAAGAGAAUCUGGAUUGAGGAGUGUCCAGAGCUGGAGGGUGUAAUUUGUUUUAAAGAAUUGAAGGAAUUGAACAGAAUCUUCAUUGGGCAGUGUCCAAAGCUGCAGAAUAUACAAGGCAUUGAAUUUUUAAUAGGCCUGGAGAGCAUUAUCAUUGCUCAAUGUCCGAAGCUGCAAAAUAUAACUGGUAUUGAAGAAUUGAAAGGAUUGAAGGAGAUGAUUAUUGCAAAUAGUCCUGUAAUAAGUUGCGUUGAAAGGUUGCAGAGAUUGCCAUCGGAGCUUACAAUUCUAGUGGGGAGAUCGGCCCUAACAGAUUUAACUGCAGAUGAAGAUGGUCUAGAGAGAUCGCCCCCGUCAUAUUUUACUGCAGAUAAAAUUGGCGAUACAUUGUCUUUGGCGGAUGGUUUCUGCCAAAUGGAUUGUUUUUGCGAUGAAGUAGAGGAGAUGAUCCAUUCUUCGUUCAGUACAUUCAUCUUUUGCGCUGUGCUUGAUAGGUAUCCUCGUGAAACGUGUAAUGGAACCAGCAUAAUGUUCAAGAGCCUUGUUAGCCAACGACCAAUUCCAUUCUCACUCUCUUUUGGUGAUGGAUGGAUGAUAUAUAUCUGUGUGUUUAAUGAAGAAAGGUUCACAGAAUAUGGCUCCUGGAUGCCACUAAAAUAUGAUAUAGAGAAGGCGUUUUUAAUGGGAGUGAAGGAAGGCGAAGAAAGGAAAACCCUCCACAUAUUGCAAAGCUUAUCUGCUCAACUAAGCAUUGACAAUGGCGAUUAUGAUGAGGGGAAUGGAUCGGCCCAAAUUAAAAACUAAUCUCAUGAAAGAAAAAAGUAGUGAUUAUUCUGAUAUUAUAUUGGACAUUCCGGAAGUUGAUUUUGAUUAUGAUGAUUUGGCUGGCUAUGUUGCUAGCGACAAUCUUGAGGAGGAGGACAAUCUUGAGGGCGAUCUUGGUUGUGAUGAUUUUGUUUUUUAAGUUGAUGAUCAUGAAGAAUAUGAUGGUGGUGAUAGACGAUGAUGAUUAUAAUGAUAUAUUUUGUCGAGAUUGGGGUUUGUGGAGAAGGGCCGCGAGAUAGGGGAAGGAAGGAUUAAUUAAUUAGCUCGCUAGCGCUACUAUUCCAAUGGGCGCUUCCGAACCAUAAUUUCGACCUCUUGAAGCCCACCCAACUCCACCAACUACUCUAUUUGAGAAGAUUUCAUCGUUCCCAUGCCUCGAACUUCGAUGAUGCAUGUCACCAAAAAAAUUGAAUUGGACAUUGUAUGUAAAUUGAUUUUUUUACUAGUUAUUUUUAUUAUAUUUAAAAAAUUAGUAUUAAUACAUUUAAUUAUGCUAGUGUAAUAAUUGUACCCCAUUUACUACUAUUUUUUAAUUCAAUUAUCAAGAACUAUCAACUUAACCAAUCGAGCAUCUUCCAUCUAGCUUGGAAGUGCCAACAUCAUAACUUAUUCAAGCACUAGGGUGGUGACAACUAUAUGUUGCCACAAACAU
Cryptomeria japonica (Japanese cedar) is the source of this 4358-nucleotide messenger RNA. Its product is annotated as disease resistance protein Roq1-like. Lineage: Eukaryota; Viridiplantae; Streptophyta; Pinopsida; Cupressales; Cupressaceae. The transcript has 6 exons. Gene Ontology annotation, biological process: signal transduction; defense response. The record is from RefSeq and is a predicted model, not a curated record. The coding region runs from base 164 to 2215 and encodes 683 amino acids. Gene Ontology annotation, molecular function: ADP binding.